Dendronephthya gigantea is the source of this 1835-nucleotide messenger RNA. Its product is annotated as 7-dehydrocholesterol reductase-like. Lineage: Eukaryota; Metazoa; Cnidaria; Anthozoa; Malacalcyonacea; Nephtheidae. The transcript is spliced from 4 exons. Gene Ontology annotation, cellular component: endoplasmic reticulum membrane. The record is from RefSeq and is a predicted model, not a curated record. Gene Ontology annotation, molecular function: 7-dehydrocholesterol reductase activity. Bases 217 to 1662 code for a protein of 481 amino acids. Gene Ontology annotation, biological process: brassinosteroid biosynthetic process; cholesterol biosynthetic process.
GGUCAAGUCCGCGCUUGUUUUGCAGCUGUUAGUCUUAUGUGAAUCAAUCUCUAUCUGCCAAUUGGGUUUCGAGGUUCGUGUUAUACCUAAUCUUAGCCUUCGAAGUUCGAACGGACGGAAAACAAUUUCCCGGUGAGCAGUAUAUCUGCCCGAAGGCCGAAGCGAAGGAGAACUGCGAAUCAUUCGUAAUCCAAAGCACUCAAAGGUAAAGUCAAGAUGGUCUCAGGUGAGCUCAAACAUCGCCACGAAAAUGGUGAUACAUCUCCUAUUCUUCAACCCUCGCCUCCAGAUGUCGUUUCAUCCAAACACGUGUCGCACAACAAAAAUAUAAACCUGUCCGGAGUCCCAUUUAUCCCCAAAAGUAUCUCAUCAACGAUCAUGAUCCUUGGUCCUCCUUUGUUUUCCUGGAUUUAUUGGUAUGCGUGCAACUCCCACGGAGGGUCGCUGAUGGCGGCUGGUUCCGAAAUCGGUGCGGCGAUUUCCGAAGAGGGGAUUGGCAAUUUUUGGAGAAUUGUCUAUAGCAGAUUACCAUCAGUUACCGUAACCGGGGUCAAAGUAUACAGCAUAUGGUUCGUAUUGCAAGCUUUGCUCUACGCGUUUUUACCAGGUCCUAUUGGCAAAGGCCAACCAACGCCAGCGGGCCACGAACUUCCAUACAUUUGUAACGGUUUGAGAGCCUGGGUGCUAACGCACAUACUAGCUAUCCUGUUGGUCAAAUAUGAUGUCAUCCGUCCAACGAUAAUCGCGGACAAUUGGGGUACGAUUUUUGUGGUUGUAAAUUUGGCGGGCUUCGCGUUCACCAUUCUGGUCUACAUCAAAGCACAUAUUUGGCCAACGCAUUCUGAAGACCGCUGCUUCAGCGGUUCGCUGCCGUAUGAUCUAUUUAUGGGUAUCGAGCACAACCCGCGAAUAGGUAAAAUGUUUGACCUGAAGUUAUUUUUCAACGGCCGCCCUGGAAUUCUCGCAUGGACUCUCAUAAACUUGUCAUUUGCUGCGAAGCAAUACGAGACACACGGAUUCGUGAGCAAUUCUAUGAUCUUACUGAACAUCCUUCAUGCGAUUUACGUGCUAGACUUCUUUUACAAUGAAGACUGGUAUUUGCGUACAAUGGACAUCGCUCAUGACCAUUUCGGCUUUUAUCUGGCUUGGGGUGAUCUGGUCUGGCUACCGUUCAUGUACACAAUACAAUCGUUCUACCUGUGCAAAAACCCGGUUCAACUCCCGUAUUGGGCUGUCCUGGCCAUCUGCAUCCUAAGCCUUGCCGGCUACGCCAUAUUCCGUUCUGUUAAUCAUCAAAAAAACAUCUUCCGAAUGGCGCUAAAGGAAAAACGGUCACUGAUGAUCUGGGGACGACCAGCCGAGUAUAUUCCUGCAAAGUUUAUAACAACCUUCGGUGUGGAAAAGGAGUCUCCACUUUUGUGUUCUGGUUGGUGGGGAGUGUCUCGCCAUUUCAAUUAUGUCGGCGACCUAAUGGGGUCACUAUCUUAUUGUCUAGCUUGUGGCUUCGCUCAUUUUUUGCCAUAUUUUUACAUCUGUUUUAUGGCAAUUUUGCUGGUCCAUCGUACCUAUCGCGAUGACAUCCGUUGUCGGCAGAAGUAUGGGAAAUAUUGGGAUGAAUAUUGUCGUCGGGUUCCGUAUAAGAUUUUCCCGUAUGUGUUUUGAGACGGUAUGAUGACGAUUGACGAAAUCUUUCUGAUACUGAUUGUACAUUGGUUUUUGGGAUAUCGUGAAGACUGUGGAUUAUUUAUACCGUGAAAAUUGAAAUUUCGAAUUAAAAAAUAUAAUUGGCUAAAUGGGUAAUAAAUUGAAGCAUUAAACUAAUACCUGGUAAUCCG